UUUAGUGUCUGUAGAUUUUUGUAUUUUCUACAUUUUUAUUUUGGGACAUUAUUAUUUGACUGACUGAUAAAUGAUAGUAUUUAAAAAUGGUGUUACCUACUUUGGAGAAAAAGUAACAAAAGGAAAUUUGUCAACGCCAGUUGACAAAUUCACCCAUUAGCCAGCUAGCACACAGAUGUAGGAGUGUUGGUGUUAUCUUAAUGCAGCUGUUGAAUAUCAAUAUAUGAUAUAUAAACACGCACACACACACUCAAAUUAUUACAAGGAAAGACCCACCAAUUCAUGGGUGAAGCAACAACAUUUACAUCAACUACCAACCCUGACUGUAUUCUCUCCAGAGCUUUAUACUAUGAUGUCAAUAUGGAAAGGAAAGAAGGAAAUUCUAUUUUAGAGCAACUUUUUUUACAUUUAAAUAUCAUGGGGUUUUUGAUUACAUAAUCUGUCUGAAAGAAAAAAUAAGCACUUUGAAGAAGGUGGUGUGCUCUGACAACUGACAACCCUGUUUUGGCUGAGCUUUGUCUUUACUAUUGCCUGCACAUUAAACAGACAGAUGGAAGGAGAAACAGUGAACAGAAGAAACAAAACGAUAAUCCAGAAAGAGAAAUUUACAACAGUAACUCAAUUGAGUUUACUCCUCUCACAACUCAGCCCAUAAGAAAAGGAUAGUGGAGAAGAUUCCAGGAAAUGGUUGUAAGACAACAAAAUAGGAAAAACGCCAUGGGAGGACAAUACUUUUGCAAAGAACUGUAUGACAAUUGCUGUCAUUAGCAUGAAAAAGUGUACACAGGAAAUCAAUCACCACACAUCCAUGGAAAGCAAGCCCAAAAGAUGGAUGAUUCAGCCCCUGUCCCAGAGGCUGGAACCCACAGACGCAUGCCCCAUGCGCAGUUGCACUGCUAAUGACCUCCUCAGACGAGACCAAAGCUGUAGUUACAGCGAGAGCAGCAACUCCACUACUUUCAGCUAUGAUAUCCUCUCCUUCACCUGCACCCAGUUCUUAGAUAUUGUUUCGUCUCAGAGGAAGGAAGUGCCGCGUGAUGCAAUGGUUCAGGCUAAACAGGAGGCAGUAUUAGAUGAAGUGGACAAUGCAAAUAAUGAUUGGCAUCCAAGCAGUCCCAGUAGCCAUGGAAGUCCUAACAGCAACAAAGGUUCCCACUAUGGCUUCUACUCAUUUGUGGAAGACCCUUCCAGCCCAGAGGCAGAGCUGAACAAAACCUGGAUGGUUUCUCAGGAGCGAAAAACUAAGUUGGUCACCCUGAAGAACGUAGACAGUUUUAAACUGCAGACCUACUCCAGUGGCAGGAAGCCACAGAGUCUGUUUGAUGAAAACAAUGGAGAUUCCCGUUACCAAGUGAAUGAUAAUGGUGUCCAAAAUGUGAACAAGCAUGAUGAGAAGCAGCUCAGACAGCAAAUAAUAUAUACCCAAGCCCCUAAGCAGAACUUCACAUUCAAGGAGCAGUGGAGUGUGCUGGAUAAUCUGAAUCUCAGCAACUCCCCCAACGGAAUAACAGAAGACAGCAAUCGUAAUUCUUUAUUACAGCAUUUGUUGGUUGACUCAAGAGGUGGUGAUACAGGUGAUGAAAGUCUAUACAGUGACAACCUUCAGUUAAAAGGCAGGGAUACACAAUCGACAAGUGGUCACACUGAGACACCAAUUCAGCGGGAGAUUUUCAUCACUCAGGAAAGAGAAUGGUGUUCACAAGGCAUCAAACACAAUGCUGUUAAUGUAAAGGUGGCAGAGAUCAAGACAAAAUCUUCACAGCCCAAACCACUCUUCACAUCUGUCAAAAAGGCGAAACCAAAGAACAAAUUACAUUUUCUUAUCCAGCAGGAAAUUAAGAAGAGUGAUUGGGAAGAGGAUCUGCUGAACCAGGAAAAUGAUUUGGACUUGUAUGACCAUGGGGCAUCCCAGGAUCUAGAGGAGAAAAAGAGGAUCUUUGAACAAGUACAACAUUUUGACACAGCAGAGGAGAAAAAUCUUUCAAUUUACCACACAACGAAAGAACAUUUUUGGGUUAAGGUCAGACAAAGGAGCGGCAGCUCAGAUACUAGAAAUGUUUUUAAUCCGGAAGAGACAGAGUUUUACACACAUAAGAGUUCCACACCAGACAAACAGGAAGAACCUAUUCACCAUGAAAGUCCUUCAUUUCUAGUAGAGCAGACAAACAAGAUGACAGUCAGUAAAUAUUACUCCCCAACCAUUUUAGUGUCAAAAUUCGAUAAAACCAAGAGCUUUUACCCCUGCAAUCAUCCAACUGCCCGACCAUCCUGCUUUUGUAUUGUGACUGCCCAACCAUGGAGCUCCCAACAUCCUUCUUUGCCUGUGGUGAGCAGGGUUCUUCCUCUGAUGUCUACAAGUGAGGGGUAUGCUGGAAUUCAGCCCAUCGAUGAUGUGAACAAUGAGGUAAGCGAAAGUUCCUCUCUCCCUUGGAAUCCAGCCAUGGAAGAUCUUGAAGAAAUCAAGAAAUCGUUGGAUUUUCUUUCUGGGGAAACCUCGGCUAUCCGACUCCAGCAGAAGUCCAUUUUGGACUUGGUAGAAGAGGUGAAGGCUUUGCGGCUUCUUAACGAGGAAAAGGAUAAACGGAUCGCUGUACUGGAGAACCGAGUGGCAGAUCUGGAACAAUAUACCAGGAUGAACGAUGUUAUCACCGGAUUGCGAGUCAAGCCCCGUUCUUUUGCCAGCGCGGUGGCAGGGCCCGGUCCGACUGGUGAGCCAUCGCCUGGCAUGACUGACUCCACGGAGGAACAGGUGGCCUCUUUCCUCUUGUCCAAGGGGAUAAGGCUGGACUGUGACACUGUGGAAGCAUGCCACCCGCUCCCGAGAAGAAGUAAUAAUGACAAACCAGUCAUUAUUAUGCGAUUUAGUAACCGGCGACAAAUAAUCUGCUCUCCUAAAACAGGGCAGGUUGUUUAAAGGGUCAGAUGUCUUCAUUAACGAGCACCUGACUAAAAAGAACGCUGACAUUGCGAGGAAGGCCCGGUUCCUGAGGAAGCAGAAGAAGAUCCAGUCAACGUGGACCACGAAUUGUAAGGUCUUCAUUAAGCUAAAUGGAACACCGGAGGAGGCGAAGGUUCUAGUUGUUCGGGACAUCACGGAGUUGGACAAAUACGAUUGAAUUCUUUGACGAACAUCUGGAUCACAGUGGUAUCACGCACGACUCAUUGUCACCAUGUCACAAGUUACAGGUAAUAUUUCUUCAUCUUUCAUGGACACAACACUAACACCUACGAUUGUUGGUGCUGAUAAACGGGAACUGGAAACAUUUAGCUAUACGGACUAUAAAUGUCAGGACAUGGAAGAGGAUAUAGACCCAGAAAAUAACUUCUUCAAUUACAUUGUUGAUAACUGCUGCUACUAUACAACGGAUCAAUAAAACAGGACAGUUAAAGUAGACAAUAAGCUCUCAAUCAUACACUUCAACAGCAGAAGUUUAUAUGCAAACUUUAAUAGUAUCAAAGACUGUCUGAGUCAGUUUAAACAACCAUUUAGCAUUAUUGCCAUUUCUGAAACCUGGAUUAGCUCUGAGAAGGGGGCUGACUUUGACCUGGAGGGUUAUGAGUUCAAUUGUAUGAACAGAGAGGGGAAAACCGGUGGAGGAGUAGCUGUGUAUGUGGACAGAAACCUGAAGUAUAAAAUAGUAGAAAACAUGACCAGAGUGACUAAAGAUGUAUUUGAGUGUAUAUCAGUGGAAACAUAAAUGGAAACAACUAAAAUCAUUAUUGUUAGUUGUAUAUACAGAGCUCCGGGUUCUAAUAUGGACAUAUUUAGAGAAUGGUUUGGGCAAACAUAUACAGUUACAUCUCAGAAGGUCUUUUUCAUCUGUGGUGACUUUAAUAUAGAUCUACUUAACUCAAACAAUCAUAAACCAACUGAAGAGUUCAUUAGUACCAUGUACAGUUUGAGCCUUUUUCCCAGAAUCACUAGACCCAGCAAGAUCACACUUAACAGUGCCACAUUAAUAGAUAAUAUAUUUACUAAUAUAUUAGAUACCAAUACAAUAAGUGUAUUAAUAACUCAGCAUAUUAGUGACCAUCUACCAGACUUUGUAGUUUUCAAUUUUUAUAUGAAAAAAAGGAGAAAAUUAAGCAGCGGUUUAAAAGAGUAAGAACGGAAGAAUCAAUAAAAUCAUUCAAAGAUGAACUAUUGAAACAUAAUUGGGAGUCAGUGGUGCAGGAAGAGGAUAUUGACAAAGCAUAUGAACAUUUUCUAAAUAUCUUUAAAUUAUUAUAUGACAAAAACUGUCCGUUAUAAAAAAUGUUCUCUGGAAAUACCAAAUACUCAGAAGCUCCAUGGAUCACGAAGGGAUUGCAAAAUGCCUGUAAAAAAAAGAACAAACUAUAUAAAGAUGUCAUAAAGCAUAGAUCAUUGGAUGUAGAGAAUAAAUUAACUGCUAGUUCACGAAUAGUUAAGCAGGAGUACUACAGUCAAUUAUUAGAUAGAAAUAAGAAAAAUAUGAAAGGGAUUUGGAAAGUCCGUCCGUCCGUCAUCUGCCACUUGUCCGGGGAUCGGGUCGCGGGGGCAGCGACCUAAGCAGGGAGGCCCAGA
This is a messenger RNA of Hypomesus transpacificus, 4546 nucleotides long. Its product is annotated as mitotic spindle positioning. The record is from RefSeq and is a predicted model, not a curated record. The transcript has 8 exons. Lineage: Eukaryota; Metazoa; Chordata; Actinopteri; Osmeriformes; Osmeridae. The coding region runs from base 749 to 2914 and encodes 721 amino acids.